Molecule: messenger RNA, 2704 nt
Organism: Stegostoma tigrinum
Lineage: Eukaryota; Metazoa; Chordata; Chondrichthyes; Orectolobiformes; Stegostomatidae
Product: transcription factor GATA-4-like
Exons: 6
Coding region: 1019-2200 (393 amino acids)
Biological process (GO): negative regulation of transcription by RNA polymerase II; cell fate commitment; positive regulation of transcription by RNA polymerase II
Cellular component (GO): nucleus
Molecular function (GO): zinc ion binding; DNA-binding transcription factor activity, RNA polymerase II-specific; RNA polymerase II cis-regulatory region sequence-specific DNA binding
Source: RefSeq, a predicted model, not a curated record
CAUGAGCAACUUUUCAACUGGGCGACUCUUUGCAGGUUUCUUUGGAAGUGCCAGAUUUUCUGAAGUUUAAUCAGCUCCGUACCCUGUUCUUAAUCCGAUUUGUGGCUGCGCUGAGUAUAAAUAGUAGGGUGCGACAGGUUGGACGGAAUAGUAGCUACUGAGCCGUCACCCUCCAAGUGAGCAAAUCAUUUUAACAGGGCACACAGCCUGGGAGUCAAAGGACAAGCGAGCAGGGAAACGAAAGAGGCGUUUUCUUGAUUAUUCAGUGUUGACCGAGUGCACUAGACUAACGCUUGUCUCGUCCAAUUUAAUCUGAGUUCGUCCUGGGAUUAAUAAUUUAUCCCUCGGCCAAUCCGUCUCCAGUCCUCCGCUUUCGCGAAUUUUGAGGCCAUGCUGUUGGAUUCCGCGUGAAGGUUUACGAAGUGGGUUCAAAGCGGGCAGUCCUGGCCAACAUUCAGCGAGAGGCUAGGGACUGUAGCCGUCCCGGUGGCGGAGGACUUCCAGCCCCUGUUUAUCCCCGUCCUCCACCACCACCCCCCACCCCCAUAACCUCCUCCUCCUCCUCCCCUUGGCCGCUGCCUUUAAAAGGGUUAACCCGGUACCAGAUUGACAGGAGACUGUGGGAGACUUGUCAGAGAAUGGGAGGAUCCAGUCAAAUCCAGCAGCAUUUCAUUUCCUUUCCCUUUUCACUUCGAUCUUUGACCACUUCAUGAACUCUGUGUCUGAGUGCCCGCGUGUGUGUGUGUGUGUCUCCUUCUAUCAUACCGUCUCCGCUGGUUGGGAAAUCAGUUAUCUCCCCCAUCCCCCGCCAAACCCUCUCCCCCGGUGGAUGUCAGUGGACUGGAUCAGCUCUCCUUGCUUCUGCACCGGGUCAAACCUGCUCCUGUUUGGCCCCAGUUGGAAUCGAAAGGGACUUGUGUAACGUUGUGGAGCCCGAGGCUGCCCGGGUUAUCGGCUCUCUCUUGUCCCUGAGAGGCUGGGACUGCCCAGGACACCCUUCCCCCCUCUCUGCCCGGGGAUGUACCAGGGUUUGGCGAACCCCCCGCCGUAUACGGCGCACCCGGACCCGGUCGGGACGUUCCUGCACUCGGCCAGUUCAGCCGUGUACGUUCCGAGCUCCCGGCUGAGCCCAGCUUUCCCAUACCCCCAGCAGGCGAGUCCGCUGUCCCCACACCCAGCCUGGGCUCAGGCAGCAGCAGCAGCGGGCACCGGGGGGCAGGAGACUCCGUGUAGCCGCCACUCUACCUCCUCCUCCGCCUCCUCCUCUUCCUCCUCCUCAUCCUCCUCCUCAACGUCCUCCUUCCCCUCCAGCCCUCCGGGAGCCUCUCCCCGGGAGACCGCCUUCAGCAGCCCGCUCGCCAUCUCCUCCGCCGCUGCUGCCGCCGCUGCUGCCGCCGCUGCCGUACGGGAUCAGGUCAGCAUCAGCUGGACCCUCAGCGGCUCCUUCCCCAACCAUUACCCGCAGUACAUGAGCUCGGAGGCGGCCAGUGCGUGGAGUCCGGCUCCGCUGGAGAAUCCUGCCUUCAGCUUGAUACCAGCUCGCAGGCAUGGCGAAGAACUGGUUGAUGAUGUCCUUGAGGGCCGAGAGUGCGUGAAUUGCGGUGCGAUGUCCACGCCUCUCUGGCGGAGAGAUGGAACUGGUCACUAUCUGUGCAAUGCAUGUGGACUCUAUAACAGAAUUAAUGGAAUUAAUCGACCCCUUAUCAAACCUCUCAAACGGCUGUCUGCAUCUCGGAGAGAAGGACUCUCCUGCUCUAACUGUCACACCACUACUACCACCCUGUGGCGACGUAACGCUGAGGGGGAACCUGUCUGCAAUGCCUGUGGACUGUACAUGAAGCUCCAUGGGAUACCGCGACCCUUAGCAAUGAAGAAAGAGGGAAUUCAGACCAGGAAACGCAAACCAAAGAAUGUGAACAAAGACACCCCUUCUACAGUACCCUACUCAAGUGUGCCAUCUACCCCUAGUAGCACUGCUGCUGGAGCUUUAGAACUUAUCACACCAAAGACUGAACCAGGCCUUUACUCAUCUGCGUGCAGAGUUCAGAAGGUCAGCUCACAGGAUACUCCUGUGACAGGUGACAGUAACCUUCGCUUCAGCAUUCCAGCUCUAAAACUGACAAACCCGGGUGAAACAGCCACAAGUAGAGAUUCCAAGGGAGGCAAACCUUAUCCCUGGGGCAGCAUGGAACUAGCCUGACACCAAAGUGACCUUCAGUACAAUUCUUCAGAAGCUGCACUGAUGGAGUAUGCAACUGAGAUUCGUUUUAUCAGAAUGAAAACUGGAAAUGAUAAAAAGAAGACAAGAGAAUGCAAGGAAAAAAAAAUCAAAUGGAGUGCUGGAUCAUAUUGUGCUAUAAUUUUUAAAAAUUGAGUGUUGCAAAAAUGAUGUCUUAAUGCCAAGGCUGAGCACCACUUAAAUUCACUCUAGGUGACCUUGGUGCAAUUCUGAUCCAACAUUGUUCGUAAUUAAGUGCCUUUUUUUUGGACCACCACUUGCUUUCUGCCUCUGGCUUUCCACUUGAAUGUGGAUAUUUCAGUGUGUACUCCCUGGACAGUUGCAGCUAUGGAACAGUUUGAACAGAUCUUGCCUUGGGUAAAAAUACAUCAGCGUUCAUAGAGAAAUUAUUUUUUUCGUAGUGUAAGUAGUUCUAGUUCUAUAUUGAUGGCUCAGACUAAUAAUAAAAGCAACUUAUUAAAUUCA